Molecule: messenger RNA, 368 nt
Organism: Serpula lacrymans var. lacrymans S7.9
Lineage: Eukaryota; Fungi; Basidiomycota; Agaricomycetes; Boletales; Serpulaceae
Exons: 2
Source: RefSeq, a predicted model, not a curated record
AAGCCGGCUGCUUUGCUUUCCACCUUCGCGACAGCGCGUUCGAUCUGUUCAUGUCCAACUGGAACUCUGGACAGGCCGGAUGCUAUUGCGCUUUACAAGCCUUGUUCCAUGUCACGCCUUUCUUCUGCGCUCGCUUUCGCCGCCUUCGUCGGAGAUCUGUUUUCCCAACACUUCAUAAACCAAGCAUCUGUGCAUCACUGUCUAUCCGUGCUUUUGGCGAAGCUUUCCGCCGUCGAGCAUAUAUAUGCAAUACAUGCGCUCCUGCUCCAUGCAAAUAAAACGUUAUGGCAUACUGCCGAAAGUUAUCAGUUGAUGCGCGAUUUUAUCGCGAGCUUCACGCAGAGAGCAAGCUCUGUCUCUGACAACGC